This is a messenger RNA of Drosophila mauritiana, 518 nucleotides long. RefSeq lists its product as uncharacterized. The record is from RefSeq and is a predicted model, not a curated record. The transcript has a single exon. NCBI's taxonomy places the organism in Eukaryota, Metazoa, Arthropoda, Insecta, Diptera, Drosophilidae. Bases 51 to 413 code for a protein of 120 amino acids.
CGCCCCGAACGCCAUUAGUACAUUCAACACCAAACUGCCAAGCAGUCAAGAUGUCGAGCUCUAAACUAGCCCUUCUUAUUCUGGUCAUUGCCUGUUUGUUCCUCAUCGCAUGGGCACGACCCAGGUCGAGAUCUUCAAUAUUCAAUGAGGUCACAUCACUGCCGGCGGAGAGGAGAAUGAGCAACGAAAUCAUGGACCAGAUAUCACCCAUGAGGAGGCCACACAGGAGGGAUUACUUCGUGAAGAGGCGCCCGCUCAUCAGCUCUAGGAUGAUGAUGUCCAGAAGUCCCUUCCUCGAACGUCUCUACAACGAUCCAGUGCCAGAGAUUGCACCAGGUGGAGCCAACUACUUUGGCAAUGACGUCCUGCCGCUUUCAACCUACGAGAUCCUGGAACCAGAGUCAUUGUAUUAGAAAUAAUCAUAAUAAUGUAAACGAAUUAAAUUAAAUUUAAUUUUACAACUGACAUUUUGUUCAUACAAAGAACGAAAAAUAUAAUUGAUAGUUUGAUAAAUAAAA